Hermetia illucens (black soldier fly) is the source of this 1013-nucleotide messenger RNA. RefSeq lists its product as uncharacterized. The record is from RefSeq and is a predicted model, not a curated record. The coding region runs from base 291 to 959 and encodes 222 amino acids. The transcript has 4 exons. Lineage: Eukaryota; Metazoa; Arthropoda; Insecta; Diptera; Stratiomyidae.
GGCAUCGGUUAUUAGUCGCAUACACAUGACAUACCCUGGCCCGUAAACAUACAUAAGUCCAAUCUUCGAGGAGAGGGUUCCCAAUAUCUAUGUUACCCUAGGAGUAAUCGUCAAUGGUUAACGACAUUCUCAUAAAAGUGAUCUAAUUUGUUUAUCCUUUGUGGGAUUUUCCUCCUAAAACCUUCACCAUAAAUAGCUUCUCCCUUGGCUUUCUUCAUCAGAAUUUCAUAAGCUAUCGAAGUGUCCACAGUGUUUUAUUGAAAUUUGUGAUUAAUUAUUAAAUCGUGAAAAUGCGUGCAUUGAAAAUUAUGUUGAAAGUAUGCCACCGUGAAAAAUUGAAAUAUAUUUCGAUUCCAGCUAAAGCAUCUUUGUCGAAACUCUUAAGAAAAAUUCGAAGGAAAUUCAAAGUGAGUAACAAAUACAACUUGGAUCUACGCACUGACUAUGGAGCAACAUUUACGGAGGAGUUUUACCGAGAGUUUGUUGAUACGUUCCCGGCAAGUAACCGUAUCUUACACCUCGAAGCGAAUGUCCCAAAGGAAGUUAAAUCAAAUCCCAUUCAACAUAUUGAAAAUCCGCGGAAAAGGAAGCGGGAGGACGACGUAACCUCUAAUACUGAGAGUGAAUAUACCCCGCCUCGUUUCACGGAAGCAGAUAUAGCGAAACGCACAAAAGAUAUGUGGGCAGCUCCCCUGAUGAGGCAAAAUUGUUUUAUAGGUAAAAUGCCAGAGGGUAAAUGCAGUUAUUCCAAGAGAUUUACAACUUACAGAAGUUCACGGAUUUUCAGUGUUAAAAAUCCAGGUCAACUUAAUCCUAGGUGCGUUUUUGGCAGUCAAAUCAAGAUCAUAAUCAGUUGGCUUAAAUACUACAGUGAAAUACCCUUCGGGAAAAUUUGCUUUUUGUUGGCCAUAAGUUUGUGCAUUUGUAAGUCUUACAAUUCUGAGUUAUUGUUAUUCUGAGUUUAGCGAAGGCCAAUAGUUUUAAGGCAACUCAAAUAUGAAAUGGUUCGUUAG